GUGCUCUGAUUAGAGAAAGCCUGCGUAGAGUGUGUACGGUUAAAAAAACAAUAAAAAAGUUAUUUGUGGAAACCGCGUAACGAAGCAAAACUUAGACAGCACAUAAUCUCUCAAAUCUCUUUACAAACCCUCUCCGUCUCAAGUGGAGCAGUUGUCUGUAUUCUUGACUCAACCAACACAGUUCCACCAAAACCACCGCUCUAAGUCCAACAAUGGACCCCACCAAGUUCAGAGGGAAGCAGCCCAUGACGGUUGACAUUGAGCAGAUGCCGGAGACACCUUACCGAGGGAGCCACCACAGAAGGGCCCACUCAGAUACGUCCUUCCGCUUCGACGACCUCCUCUUCUUAGAUGCUUCUGACUUCGACCUCUCCUCUCUCGACGACCUCCCUACUCCGAACACCACCACCACCACCACCCACCCUCCACCUGCAGCUCCCAUGGCCGUCGACUCCUUGUCCGAUGACUCCACAUCCAACGGUCAGAAUCAGAAGCCCAAACCCGUCAAUCACCUCCGGAGCUUGUCUAUGGACUCCGACUUUUUUGACGGUUUGGGUCUUGGGGCUGCUGGUGGUGCAGAUGAGAAAUUCGACGGGAAAGCGGUAGCGGGAGAAAAGAGGGCCGCGAACCCCCACCACAGGCAUAGCUAUUCGAUGGAUGGGUCGUUUGAGGUGGAUUCUAUUAUGAUUGAUGGUGUCAAGAAAGCUAUGGCUCCCGAUAGACUCGCAGAGCUAUCUUUGAUUGAUCCCAAAAGAGCUAAAAGGAUUCUUGCUAAUAGGCAAUCCGCAGCACGGUCAAAGGAGAGGAAAAUCAGAUACACUGGCGAGCUAGAGAGGAAGGUGCAGACGCUUCAGACUGAAGCAACUACCCUCUCCGCACAGGUCACGAUGCUGCAGAGAGACACCACUGGGUUAACUGUUGAGAAUAAGGAACUGAAACUGAGGUUACAGGCUAUGGAGCAACAAGCACACCUUAGAGAUGCUCUGAAUGAAGCAUUAAGGGAAGAGGUGCAGCGGCUUAAGAUAGCAACUGGUCAGGUUCCGGCUGUCAAUGGAAACCCUUUCAACAGAGUUCUGCCUCCUCAAUUCCCCCCCCAUCAGGGCUUACAAACCUUUGGCAACCAGCAAACUCAGCAGCAGCUGCACAUGCCACAGCCAUCCACCACUGGCCAGACUCAUAAUGGGCAGCCACACCCUAGCUUCUCAAAUUUCAGCCAAAGGGUCUAAUGUCACCGGCGGAACCUCAUUAGCUGGAAUGUAAUGUUGCAAAAUAGAAAUUAGUUCGACCCUCGUAGCAUCUUGUAUAUGUAAGCAUGUAUAUUGGUUGCAGGCACAGGUUGUGAGAGUACUUUCUCGUAGCUCCUGUCACGUCAGGCUAUGUUAUCCUCAGGACAGAUUAUAUUUAUCACAUGUUGCAUAGAAAUUAGGCCUUCAUUAAACAAUUGAGUGGAUGACUAUUGUAACCUUCUAUGUGCAGAAUAAUUAAUCUCUGGGUUCGGCUGGACCAAGCACCACACAUUUUCCUUUGAAA
Molecule: messenger RNA, 1530 nt
Organism: Populus nigra (black poplar)
Lineage: Eukaryota; Viridiplantae; Streptophyta; Magnoliopsida; Malpighiales; Salicaceae
Product: transcription factor VIP1-like
Exons: 4
Coding region: 213-1226 (337 amino acids)
Biological process (GO): regulation of DNA-templated transcription
Cellular component (GO): nucleus
Molecular function (GO): DNA-binding transcription factor activity
Source: RefSeq, a predicted model, not a curated record